AGAGCGGGGAGCGCGGGGAGAGGGAGGAGAGCUAACUGCCCAGCCAGCUUGCGUCACCGCCUCAGAGCGGAGAAGAGCGAGUAGGGGAGAGCGAGACCAGUUUGAAGGGGAGGACCGGUGCGAGUGAGGCAGCCCCGAGGCUCUGCUCGCCCACCACCCAAUCCUCGCCUCUCUUCUGCUCCACCUUCUCUCUCUGCCCUCACCUCUCCCCCGAAAACCCCCUAUUUAGCCAAAGGAAGGAGGUAAGGGGAACCCUUUCCCCUCCCCUUCCAAAAGACAAAAACAGAAAAACACUUUUCCAGACCGGAGAAAGCAGGAGAGAGAGAGGGGUCGCCGGGCUGGUCAUGGAGCUGCUGUGCUGCGAGGUGGACCCGGUCCGCAGGGCCGUGCGGGACCGCAACCUGCUCCAAGACGACCGCGUCCUGCAGAACCUGCUCACCAUCGAGGAGCGCUACCUUCCGCAGUGCUCCUACUUCAAGUGCGUGCAGAAGGACAUCCAACCCUACAUGCGCAGAAUGGUGGCCACCUGGAUGCUGGAGGUCUGUGAGGAACAGAAGUGCGAAGAAGAGGUCUUCCCUCUGGCCAUGAAUUACCUGGACCGUUUCUUGGCUGGGGUCCCGACUCCGAAGUCCCAUCUGCAACUCCUGGGUGCUGUCUGCAUGUUCCUGGCCUCCAAACUCAAAGAGACCAGCCCGCUGACUGCGGAGAAGCUGUGCAUUUACACCGACAACUCAAUCAAGCCUCAGGAGCUGCUGGAGUGGGAACUGGUGGUGCUGGGGAAGUUGAAGUGGAACCUGGCAGCUGUCACUCCUCAUGACUUCAUUGAGCACAUCUUGCGCAAGCUGCCCCAGCAGCGGGAGAAGCUGUCUCUGAUCCGCAAGCAUGCCCAGACCUUCAUUGCUCUGUGUGCCACCGACUUUAAGUUUGCCAUGUACCCACCGUCGAUGAUCGCAACAGGAAGUGUGGGAGCAGCCAUCUGUGGGCUCCAGCAGGAUGAGGAAGUGAGCUCGCUCACUUGUGAUGCCCUGACUGAGCUGCUGGCUAAGAUCACCAACACAGACGUGGAUUGUCUCAAAGCUUGCCAGGAGCAGAUUGAGGCGGUGCUCCUCAAUAGCCUGCAGCAGUACCGUCAGGACCAACGUGACGGAUCCAAGUCGGAGGAUGAACUGGACCAAGCCAGCACCCCUACAGACGUGCGGGAUAUCGACCUGUGAGGAUGCCAGUUGGGCUGAAAGAGAGAGAUGCAUCCAUAAUCUGCUCUCUCCUUCUUUCUGGUUAUGUUUUUGUUCUUUGUGUUUUAGGGUGAAACUUAAAAAAAAUUCUGCCCCCACCUAGAUCAUAUUUAAAGAUCUUUUAGAAGUGAGAGAAAAAGAUCCUACGAAAACGGAAUAAUAAAAAGCAUUUGGUGCCUAUUUGAAGUACGGCAUAAGGGAAUCCCUUGUAUAUGCGAACAGUUAUUGUUUGAUUAUGUAAAAGUAAUAGUAAAAUGCUUACAGGAAAACCUGCAGAGUAGUUAGAGAAUAUGUAUGCCUGAAAUAUGGGAACAAAUUAGAUGAGACUUUUUUUUUCAUGUUAUGAGCUAGCACAUACACCCCCUUAUAGUAUAAUUUCAAGGAACUGUGUACGCCAUUUAUGGCAUGAUUAGAUUGCAAAGCAAUGAACUCAAGAAGGAAUUGAAAUAAGGAGGGACAUGAUGGGGAAGGAGUACAAAACAAUCUCUCAACAUGAUUGAACCAUUUGGGAUGGAGAAGCACCUUUGCUCUCAGCCACCUGUUACUAAGUCAGGAGUGUAGUUGGAUCUCUACGUUAAUGUCCUCUUGCUGUCUACAGUAGCUGCUACCUAAAAAAAGAUGUUUUAUUUUGCCAGUUGGACACAGGUGAUUGGCUCCUGGGUUUCAUGUUCCGUGACAUCCUGCUUCUUCUUCCAAAUGCAGUUCAUUGCAGACACCACCAUAUUGCUAUCUGAUGGGGAAAUGUAGCUAUGGGCCAUAACCAAAACUCACAUGAAACGGAGGCAGAGGGAGACCAAGGGUGGGAUCCAGAAUGGAAUCUUUUCUGUUAUUGUAUUUAAAAGGGUGAUGUGGCCUUGGCAUUUCUUCUUAGAAAAAAACUAAUUUUUGGUGCUGAUUGGCAUGUCUGGUUCACAGUUUAGCAUUGUUAUAAACCAUUCCAUUCGAAAAGCACUUUGAAAAAUUGUUCCCGAGCGAUAGAUGGGAUGGUUUAUGCAAGUCAUGCUGAAUACUCCUCCCCUCUUCUCUUUUGCCCCCUCCCUUCCUGCCCCCAGUCUGGGUUACUCUUCGCUUCUGGUAUCUGGCAUUCUUUGGUACACAGUUCUGGUGUUCCUACCAGGACUCAAGAGACACGCCUUCCUGCUGACAUUCCCAUCACAACAUUCCUCAGAAAAGCCUGUAAACUAAACUCUGUUACCAUUCUGAUGGCACAGAAGGAUCUUAAUUCCCAUCUCUAUACUUCUCCUUUGGACAUGGAAAGAAAAGUUAUUGCUGGUGCAAAGAUAGAUGGCUGAACAUCAGGGUGUGGCAUUUUGUUCCCUUUUCCGUUUUUUUUUUUUUAUUGUUGUUGUUAAUUUUAUUGCAAAGUUGUAUUCAGCGUACUUGAAUUUUUCUUCCUCUCCACUUCUUAGAGGCAUUCAGUUAGCAAAGAGGUUGGAGCAACAACUUUUUUUUUUUUUUUUGCACAAUUGUAAUUGACAGGUAAUGAAGCUAUUUGUUAAAAUAUUUGCCUUUUUAAGUAAAAAAGAAAAAUCAGAACAGGGCUAUUUGAAGAAUUAUUUUAUACACAGAUUCUGCCUUGUUUCAUAGUAUGAGGGUUGAAGACGGAAAACAAUCUAAGGGUCUCUUAUUUUUUUCAUUUUGUUUUGUUCAGUUUGGUUUUUUUUUUUUUUUGCGCUGCUAAGAAGCUAAAAUCAUCCAUCCUUAUUCACAUUGACAGUACCUAGCUGUAAUGUUUCACAGAGUGUGCUGCUAUUUUAUAAACAUUUUUAUAAUAUAUUAUUUUACUGCUUAAAUUCCAAGUCCUGAAGUAGAUGGUUGAGAUAUGAGUUCUUCGUACUGGAAAAGCCCUUCCGUAGUUUGUUUUCUUCUGGUAGCAUAUUCAUGGUUGUUGUUUUUUUUUUUUUCUUUUUUGGUUUUUUUUUUUUUUCCUCUGAUCACAUUCUUCAAAGACGGAGUAUUCUUUACCUCAGGUUUACUGGACAAAAUCAAUAACUACAAAAGGCAAUGAUUCACACUUUUGUUUUCAUAAUACCUCACAACCGUACAGUUUCUGCUUGGGAGCCCAUUCGCGUAAGGAAUACAGAAGCAGUGUGAGCAGGGCUGACUCCCUCUCAGGUGGAAGGCAGGGCGGUCUCACUCCCAGGGACCUUUUUGGUCAUGGAGGCCAUUGGGCUCCCAUUUAGACCCCAGUAUCCUCAUCAUGAUGGAAAAAAUACAUUGAACCAAGGGAUCCUCCCUGCCCUUCAAGGCAGACGUUCAGUACAAACAUUUAUGCAGUAGACUCAGAUGUCGUAAUUUGCACUUAGGUACCAGGUAUCAGGAAACAGACUAAAAAGAAUUCCACCAGGCUGUUUGGGGAUCCUCAUCUUGCAGCUUUUUCAGAAGCGGGGCUUCAUCUGCAAAGGGCCCUUUCAUCUUGAAGUUUUUCCCCUCUGUCUUUCCCCUCCCCUGGCAUGGACACCUUGUGUUUAGGAUCAUCUCUGCAGGUUUCCUAGGUCUGAAUCUGCGAGUAGAUGAAUCUGCAGCAAGCAGCGUUUAUGGUGCUUCCUUCUCCCUCCUCUGUCUCUAACUGCGCAGGCAAGCACUAUGCAAGCCCAGGUCCUCUGCUAAGCGGUACUAAAUGGUCGGGUUUUCAAUCACACUGAAUUGGCAGGAUAAGAAAAAUAGGUCAGAUAAGUAUGGGAUGAUAGUUGAAGGGAGGUGAAGAGGCUGCUUCUCUACAGAGGUGAAAUUCCAGAUGAGUCAGUCUCUUGGGAAGUGUGUUUAGAAGGGUUCAGGACUUUGUGAGUUAGCAUGACCCUAAAAUUCUAGGGGAUUUCUGGUGGGACAAUGGGUGGUGAAUUCUGAAGUUUUGGAGAGGAAAGUGGAGCAGCCAGCAAGUUAGCUAGCCAGAGUUUUCUCAAGAGCCAGCUUUGCUCAGCACACUCUCCUGGGCCCCAAGGAGUCCCACAGAAUGGGGAAAGCGGGAACCCUGGAGUUCUUGGGAAUCUUGGAGCCUAAAGAGAAACCGAGGUGCAAAUUCAUUUCACGGCGACUGACCCUUGAGCUUAAACAGAAGCAGCAAAUGAAAGAACCGGACAAAUAAGGAAGGGCACAAGCCUACCCGACUCUAUUUACAGUCUGUAACUUUCCACUCUUCCUGUAGUCCUGAGGCCCCUGGGUCCUUCUAGCUUUUCUCUUUCCCAUCCUUGGGGCCUUGUGUGAUGGUGGGUGUGGGGCUGCUGAUGGGAAAGUCGGGUGUUGUUAGGCUUUUCUGCCUGCUCCUGCUUAAACAAAAGAAGGAAUCCUGGAUUUUGCCCUCUCCUUAGAUCUUAGUCUCUUUGGUAGGAGUUUUGUUCCAGAGGAGCUUUCCCCCUUGGAUUUGAACUUGCUCUUUUUGUUGUUGUUGUUCUUUCUCUUCUUUUUCUUACCUCCCACUAAAGGGGUUCCAAAUUAUCCUGGUCUUUUUCUACCUUGUUGUGUUUCUAUCUCGUCUUUACUUCCAUCUGUUUGUUUUUUUCUCCAUCAGUGGGGGCCGAGUUGUUCCCCCAGCCUGCCAAAUUUUGAUCCUUCCCCUCUUUUGGCCAAAUCCUAGGGGGAAGAAAUCCUAGUAUGCCAAAAAUAUAUGCUAAGCAUAAUUAAACUCCAUGCGGGUCCAUAACAGCCAAGAAGCCUGCAGGAGAAAGCCAAGGGCAGUUCCCUCCGCAGAACACCCCAUGCGUGCUGAGAGGCGAGCUCCUUGAAGAAGGGGCUGUUCUUCCAGGAGGCCUUAUUUUGAACUGCCUCAGGACCCCACUGGAGAGCACAGCAUGCCUUACUACUGGGUCAUCCUUGGUCUAUGUGCUCUGUACUGGAGGCUCUGUUCUGCCUCUUAUCAGUCAGGUCAGGGGCACACAUGGCUUAAGUGACAAAGCCAGAGGAGAAGACAACCCUGACAGCAUCACACUGCAUCCCAUUGCUAGCAGGAUUGGCAACUCUUCAGACGGAGCUGCGCUUUCCUGCAGUCUAGCACCUCUAGGGUCUCUCCAGACUGUGCCCUGGGAGCUCUGGGACUGAAAGGUUAAGAAUAUUAGGCAGGAUCAGAUGACUCCUCUCAAAGAGGGCAGGGGAAUUUUCUCUCCAUGGGCCACAGGGGACAGGGCUGGGAGAAGAAAUAGACUUGCACCUUAUGUCAUGUAAAUAAUUGAUUUUCUAGUUCAAGAAGAUAAUAUUGGUAGUGUGGGAAUUGGAGGUAGGAAGGGGAGGAAGUCUGAGUAAGCCAGUUGGCUUCUAAGCCAAAAGGAUUCCUCUUUGUUUAUCUCUGAGACAGUCCAACCUUGAGAAUAGCUUUAAAAGGGAAAUUAAUGCUGAGAUGAUAAAGUCCCCUUAAGCCAACAAACCCUCUGUAGCUAUAGAAUGAGUGCAGGUUUCUAUUGGUGUGGACUCAGAGCAAUUUACAAGAGCUGUUCAUGCAGCCAUCCAUUUGUGCAAAAUAGGGUAAGAAGAUUCAAGAGGAUAUUUAUUACUGCCUCAUACCACAUGGCUUUUGAUGAUUCUGGAUUCUAAACAACCCAGAAUGGUCAUUUCAGGCACAACGAUAACUACCUUCGUGUGUGUCUGCUUUUAAACUUGGCUGGGCUAUCAGACCCUAUUCUCGGCUCAGGUUUUAAGAAGCCAUCAGCAAAUAUGUACGUGCAUGCUGUAGCUGCAGCCUGCAUCCCUUCGCCUGCAGCCUACUUUGGGGAAAUAAAGUGCCUUACUGACUGUAGCCAUUACAGUAUCCAAUGUCUUUUGACAGGUGCCUGUCCUUGAAAAACAAAGUUUCUAUUUCUAUUUUUAAUUGGUUUAGUUCUUACUGCUGGCCAACUCUUAUAUCCCCAGCAAAUCAUCGGGCCAUUGGAUUUUUUCCAUUAUGUUCAUUACCCUUAUAUCAUGUACCUCAGAUCUCUCUCUCUCUCCUCUCUCUCAGUUAUAUAGUUUCUUGUCUUGGACUUUUUUUUUCUUUUCUUUUUCUUUUUCUUUUUUUUUGCUUUAAAACAAGUGUGAUGCCAUAUCAAGUCCAUGUUAUUCUCUCACAGUGUACUCUAUAAGAGGUGUGGGUGUCUGUUUGGUCAGGAUGUUAGAAAGUGCUGAUAAGUAGCAUGAUCAGUGUAUGCGAAAAGGUUUUUAGGAAGUACGGCAAAAAUGUUGUAUUGGCUAUGAUGGUGACAUGAUAUAGUCAGCUGCCUUUUAAGAGGUCUUAUCUGUUCAGUGUUAAGUGAUUUAAAAAAAUAAUAACCUGUUUUCUGACUAGUUUAAAGAUGGAUUUGAAAAUGGUUUUGAAUGCAAUUAGGUUAUGCUAUUUGGACAAUAAACUCACCUUGACCUAAA
Pongo pygmaeus (Bornean orangutan) is the source of this 6560-nucleotide messenger RNA. It is a transcript of the gene CCND2, whose product is annotated as cyclin D2. The transcript is spliced from 5 exons. Lineage: Eukaryota; Metazoa; Chordata; Mammalia; Primates; Hominidae. The record is from RefSeq and is a predicted model, not a curated record. The coding region runs from base 345 to 1214 and encodes 289 amino acids.